Arabis nemorensis is the source of this 501-nucleotide messenger RNA. NCBI's taxonomy places the organism in Eukaryota, Viridiplantae, Streptophyta, Magnoliopsida, Brassicales, Brassicaceae. The record is from the annotation of a GenBank genome assembly.
AUGCAUAGAAGAGAGGAUGAUGACGACAACAACAGCAGCAGCAACGACUCUCUGCGGCCUCCAAGCAUUUGCCGACGGAUGUUUAGAUUUGUGGUGGCUAAACUAGGGUUAUUGGGAGAGAAAGAGAUGAAUGAAGAUAAGCGCGAGAGGAGCAAACUGAUCAAGAAGGGAUCAAGGUCUGAUAUCACUAUUUAUUUCAAGCAAAUAGAAGACUCGGACGAUAACAAGAUCAACUCCCCUGGCUCGUCAAGCCAAGAAUCAGAGAGAGAGACGGUGAUCACACUGGCUAAUGGUAGUAACGGCCCAAAGAAGAGGUUACAUGAGAAAGGGAAGACGAGCAUGCUGAGUGAGCCGAGCCCUAAGCAACAAAUCACUCAGCCUGAAGCAGGGAAACCACCACGGCCUCAUAGACGUCUAAGGCCCCUUCUAAAUGAUAUAAAUAAGAAAUCCGAUGCUUUUAUCGAGAGCACACUGGAGAAGAUGAGAAAAAGCUUAGCCUAG